Messenger RNA from Danaus plexippus (monarch butterfly), 2057 nucleotides. It is a transcript of the gene Arl6, whose product is annotated as ADP-ribosylation factor-like protein 6. Gene Ontology annotation, biological process: intracellular protein transport; protein localization to cilium; cilium assembly. Gene Ontology annotation, cellular component: cytoplasm; axoneme. The transcript is spliced from 5 exons. The record is from RefSeq and is a predicted model, not a curated record. Lineage: Eukaryota; Metazoa; Arthropoda; Insecta; Lepidoptera; Nymphalidae. Gene Ontology annotation, molecular function: GTP binding; GTPase activity. Bases 196 to 771 code for a protein of 191 amino acids.
CCCGUGGUUGUCAUGGUGACCGUUCAAUCAACACGAGCUAGUCGAUAGCAAAGAAUAUAAUUUCUCUACUAAUUACCUGCAAAGUCCACAAUAAAUUGUUUGCUUAAAUAAAUAGUGAUAACUGGCAGGAGUGAUGUAGGACGGAGGAGAUACCUCAAGUGCGAUCGAGCAGAUAUCAGUAUCGCUAGUGUGGAGAUGGGUCUGUUGGAGAAGUUAUCAUCGUGGAUGGGAGGCGGCGGGAAGGUAGUGACAGUACUGGUGCUGGGACUCGACAACAGUGGCAAGAGUACCAUGUUAAGGACGCUACGGACAGAGCAGGAGGGGCAGGGUCAGGGGGCAGGGCCGGCGAGCAGCGUACCUACUAUAGGACAACAACAGGAGAACUUCCAGAGCGGAGGUGUAUCUUUCCGUGCGUGGGACGUGUCGGGCGCGGCGCGGCUCCGGGCUCUCUGGGAGAGACACUACCGACACUCUGACGCUGUCAUCUUUGUGGUGGACUCCGCGGAUCAUCUGCGACUCGUGGUGGCGCGGUCUGAGUUGGAGCUGAUGUUGUCUCACCCAGACAUGGCGGGCCGCCGCCUGCCGCUACUAGUGCUCGCUAACAAGAGUGACGCUCCUCACGCGCUCUCCGCCGCACACGUGGCCUCAGCGCUGGGUCUGGAGCGUAUAACUGACAAGCCUUGGCACGUGUGCGCGAGCAGUGCUCUUAGCGGCGAGGGUCUGGACGACGGAGUGUCCUGGCUGGCACGGCAACUCCGAGAGAAACACUGAUACAUUACAGGAUUGUAGAUACGACAAAGGUUAUAGACGAAAGAAGCACAACGUUUUAACUGUAUCAGUUUCUUGCGAAUUACAACAACUAUUUCUAUGGCAAAGCAGAAGUUUUUAAUGUAGGACACUACGACUCCAGCCACGGACGGACGGAUCACUAUAAACUAUAAAGUAUUAUUAAUAUAUGAACAGAGAGUGAGAAGUACAAGAAGAUGACUCAAUGUUCCGGUCUUUAUAAUUUCAUUGAUGGUAUGAAUAUAUGUAACAUGUAAAUACAUAACACAACGAAAUCAUUUCGAGAGAAAUAACAGAUCAGAGCUCACAAGUUCACUAUAAUCAUGUCUAUUUGCAUGAAGUCUAUAUAUGUGUAUUGUUAUAAGAACAUUAACAAAAACAAUAUCGCUAACUAUAGAAGAGUGAAAAUAUAAAAUAGCUCUUCAUAUAGUUCCUGACAUUUAUUCAAAUCGCUAUAGUUUUGUGUACUGCAACAUUAUUAUGUGAAUAUAUAAAAAUAGUUUUUUACAUUUUAACAAAAAAAAUUAAAUGAAAUAUAGCGUUUUAAAAUUAUUUCUUUUAUUAACUACUUUUAAAUCACAUUAAUAAUAUGUAUUAAUUGAAAUAGUAAAUGAUCUUCACAAUCUGAUAAAAGUUAAUUGGUAUAAUUUUUUCAUCAUAUAUUCCUUAACAAAGGAUGUAAUUUUUUUUUAUAGGUUAACAUUUAUAUUUACAGUUAACAUGACACUAAUAGUGUCAUGUUAAAAAAAUAUCUCCAAAUGAAAAAAUAAUUAAUUUAUCAAGCGAGAAAGAAACCGUCAUAGUAUAUAAUAAUUUUAUUACAACUUUUUAAGCAAUCAUCAAAAUAAUAAAAACAUAUUCACAGAGUGUCUACUGUCUGGUGAACGGCGAACGCCUUGUAAAUGGAUGUUGUACUCUUACAGAAAUUAUAGGAUUAUAUUAAAUGAUAAUAUCUCGCGAUCAAAUUGUUUUUUUCAAUAAAUAAACUGAAACGCAACAAGUCAGUUGACGUAGAACAAACCAUAACUGAUGUUAUUGAAUAAACAAUAACUAAUAUAUAUGUAUAUUAUUAUAGAUAGUGCAACUUUGAAGGAUUAAAGAUUUUACCAGCUUGUCAGAUAUAACAUGGAUAGUUUCCCGAUCUUAGUUUAUAUAAGAACUACUAGCAUGUCAAAAAUAAACUAGGAAUAAUUAUAUACUAGGUAUAUAUAUUUAUUAUAAUUUUAUGCAAUAAAUAAAAUGAAUAUAUUAAAUGUCUCAAACGAAUAAAA